Ceraceosorus guamensis is the source of this 570-nucleotide messenger RNA. RefSeq lists its product as hypothetical. The transcript has 2 exons. NCBI's taxonomy places the organism in Eukaryota, Fungi, Basidiomycota, Exobasidiomycetes, Ceraceosorales, Ceraceosoraceae. The record is from RefSeq and is a predicted model, not a curated record. The coding region runs from base 1 to 570 and encodes 189 amino acids.
AUGAGUGUACAAAAGUGGACUGAGCUUGCCACAGACUUCACGGAAGGUGAGAUUGUUUCGGCCGUCAAGCGCUCCGUUCUGCAGAAGAAAUUGGACGUGAAUGCUGUUGUAAAUGGCGGGAUGGACACUGUAAGGAGGGAGUCGCUAGAAUUGGCGCAAGAAGCAACACCAAAACGAGGACAGCGCCGCAUGAAAGCCCUCAAUGCGUUGUUGCCCCCCGGUGGACGAGAUGAGGCGACCCUCACCGACUGUUGCUUGGGCAACGAAUCAGUGAUCGGACUCAAGAACAAUCCCAACAUUGACCGAGCAGAGGGGCUGACUCCGUCCACGCCAUGCUAUGUGCUUGCACCCCAUGAAGAGUAUGCAAUCUUGAGUGUAGAGCGCAAAGAUGAUGACUCUCCAAAAUUUUUGCCUGAUGUCACGCGCCUGGGCCGAAUCAAGACGUGCCACUACGUGGCAGGAUUGAACGUCUUUGAAAAUACCCUGGGAGCUUUCCACAUUCAGAGACUACGAGCAGACACGCAGACGACGGCAGAAAUGUGGGUUCACCAACAUCAACAACAUCUCUAA